Molecule: messenger RNA, 2275 nt
Organism: Populus euphratica (Euphrates poplar)
Lineage: Eukaryota; Viridiplantae; Streptophyta; Magnoliopsida; Malpighiales; Salicaceae
Product: AAA-type ATPase family protein
Exons: 8
Coding region: 238-2133 (631 amino acids)
Biological process (GO): mitochondrion organization
Cellular component (GO): mitochondrion
Molecular function (GO): zinc ion binding; ATP binding; ATP hydrolysis activity
Source: RefSeq, a predicted model, not a curated record
UAAUUCAUUUUCUGAUUUUAAAACAAGAUACGACCCUCCCUUUCAUCGUUUUGGCACCGCUAUCACUAGAUUCCUCUCCACGCAGGCAUUCCUUAAACCCUCCUCCUUUCCCUAGCAGCAAACAACCAGACGUGUUCCUUUAAACCCUAGGUAACCCUAAAACCCCAAAAGAACCCACAUGAACUCCCAACCAAUCCAUCAAAUCAAUCCCUAAUUCAACUUCUCCCUUUUUUACUCAUGUCCGCUUCCAGAUUAUCUGUCGCGGCUGUCGCUGCGGCAGCGGCGGCAGUCUCGACUUUUCAAAGCCGUGCGUAUGCCGACUCCUCAUUUCGCUUCAAUCCUUUCUCAUCCUCUCCUUCACAGAAACAGCAACAGCAACAAGAAGAGGAUCAAACUGCGAACCCGAAAUCCGAUGCAAAACCCGAACCUGAAGAACCGAAAGGGGCGGGUUUUGACCCGGAAGCUUUAGAGAGAGGAGCUAAAGCUCUUCGUGAAAUCAAUAGCUCUCCACACGCUAAACAGGUGUUUGAUGUUAUGAGGAAGCAAGAGCAGUCACGAUUGGCGGAAGUGGCAGCGGAGAAAUCUCAUUAUGAAGUAAUUCAAGCUCAAAUUGAUAUUGACAGGCAGCGAAAAUUGCAUGAAGAACAAAGAAAUCUGAUUCAGCAGCAAGCACAGGCAAAGGCACAAAUGUUGCGUUACGAGGAUGAAUUGGCGAGAAAAAGAAUGCAGACAGACCAUGAAGCUCAGAAGCGGCAUAAUGUUGAAUUGGUUAAGAUGCAAGAGGAGUCUUCCAUACGAAAAGAACAAGCAAGACGGGCUACUGAGGAGCAGAUCCAGGCUCAACAACGUCAGACUGAGAAAGAGAGAGCCGAAAUAGAACGGGAAACAAUACGAGUUAAAGCCAUGGCUGAGGCUGAAGGUCGGGCACAUGAGGCGAAAUUGACCGAGGAACAUAACAGACGAAUGCUAGUUGAACGGAUAAAUGGUGAAAGAGAAAAAUGGCUUGCUGCAAUUAAUACAACCUUCAGUCACAUUGAAGGUGGUUUCAGGACUUUAUUAACUGAUCGAAAUAAGUUGAUUAUGACUGUUGGAGGAGCUACUGCAUUGGCUGCAGGAAUUUACACAACUAGAGAAGGUUCGAGAGUUAUAUGGGGUUAUAUCAACAGGAUAUUGGGGCAGCCCUCUCUGAUCCGAGAAUCAUCCAUGUCUAGAUUGCCUUUUUCUAGGGUAAUAUCUCGAGCGAAAAACAAAGCUAUGAAAUACAGUACAGCAGCUGGGACAGCAUCUCCUUUGGAAAGAAAGAAUGGUUUCAGAAACAUUGUCCUCCAUCCAUCAUUGCAUAGGAGAAUAGAGCACCUUGCUAGAGCUACGGCAAACACUAAAACUCACCAGGCACCCUUUCGCAAUAUGAUGUUUUAUGGACCUCCUGGCACUGGUAAAACUAUGGUUGCAAGGGAGAUAGCUAGAAAAUCGGGUUUGGAUUAUGCCAUGAUGACAGGAGGAGAUGUUGCACCUCUGGGGGCAGAAGCUGUUACUAAAAUCCAUGAGAUAUUUGAUUGGGCUAAGAAGUCAAAAAAAGGCUUACUGCUUUUCAUUGAUGAGGCAGAUGCUUUCCUAAGCGAGCGUAACAGUACACAUAUGAGUGAAGCUCAGCGAAGUGCUCUAAAUGCAUUACUCUUCCGAACUGGGGAUCAAUCAAGGGACAUAGUUCUUGUCCUUGCCACAAACAGGCCAGGUGAUCUUGAUAGUGCUGUUACUGACCGUAUCGAUGAAGUGAUUGAGUUCCCGCUACCUGGAGAGGAGGAGCGUUUUGAACUGCUCAACCUGUAUUUGAGCAACUACCUUUCUAGUGAAGGGGACAGUGGGUCCAGUAAGGGAUCUUUGUUCAAGAAGAAGACACAAAAAAUAACCAUAAAAGAUAUCUCUGAAGAUGUGAUCCGAGAGGCUGCUAAGAAAACAGAAGGGUUCUCUGGUCGUGAGAUAGCGAAACUCCUGGCCAGUGUCCAAGCAGCUGUCUAUGGACGCCCUGAUUGUGUAUUGGAUUCGCAGCUAUUUAGGGAGAUUGUAGAUUACAAGGUUGCGGAGCAUCACCAGCGGCUAAAACUGGCAGCGGAAGGUGACCACCCAGUUUAGCUGGGGAAUACAUUCUUCAGAAUUAAUUUACCUUGUGUAUCCCAGAUAUUUAAUGGGAAUUUUGUUCCUCUAAAUCUUUUAAUACCCCAGAUAUUAUUUAUAUCAUUUCCCUUGGUCGAUACAUCAGAAUUCUUUCAGAAUC